Ceutorhynchus assimilis (cabbage seed weevil) is the source of this 381-nucleotide messenger RNA. The record is from the annotation of a GenBank genome assembly. NCBI's taxonomy places the organism in Eukaryota, Metazoa, Arthropoda, Insecta, Coleoptera, Curculionidae.
UCAAGGGAAGUUUGGAUUGGUGACAACGUAAUGGACAAUGAGCUGACAAUUCCUGUACCGUGGCGCCAUGGAAAAGCUUGAUUGCGCAGGAAGGACCUUGUAAUGUAUUCCCCGAAAAUCUAGGUUUGUCCCGGCUAAAUCCUGAAGUAACUUCAUGUCAUCCAGUUCUUUUCCUACAAUGUGUACUACCGAAUCUAGGCCGUCAUGGAUGGAUGAUACCUGUUGUCUCACUGUGUCCACGUUCAUUACCAUGGAGUCAAAUUUUUGUUGGGUUGCUACGCCACAACACCAAUUCAGUCCAUCCGCUAUAAAUGACAGUGAAAUGGCCCUUUUUGACCUGGAGUUGUAAAUAAGAUGAUGUACCUCCCAAAGGUCUAGCAU